Messenger RNA from Oryza brachyantha (malo sina), 3733 nucleotides. RefSeq names its product tRNA ligase 1. Bases 1 to 3423 code for a protein of 1140 amino acids. Gene Ontology annotation, molecular function: RNA ligase (ATP) activity. Gene Ontology annotation, biological process: tRNA splicing, via endonucleolytic cleavage and ligation. The record is from RefSeq and is a predicted model, not a curated record. Lineage: Eukaryota; Viridiplantae; Streptophyta; Magnoliopsida; Poales; Poaceae. The transcript is spliced from 27 exons.
AUGUCGCUCCCCUCCGCCUCCUCCUCCCUUCUCCUCCUCUCCCCGCGCAGCAGCCCUAGGCGGCUCCUCCCCCUCCUCCUCCCGCUCCGCCUCUCCUCCUCCUCCGCCGCCGCAAUGCCUCCCCGCCGCGACCGCGACUGCCAGAAGUGGAAGCCCAAGGCCACGGAUGCUACUGCGUCGGCGGCGGCGGCGGCGUCCUCUUCCGCCGAGCUUGCUGGUGGUGUCGAGAGGAUGGCCAUCUCCCCGUCCCCGCAGGCUGGGGCGUCGCAGAUGUGGACGCCCAGGGGCUACGCGACCUCGGCAUCGUCGUCGUCGUCCUCCUCCUCUUCGGCCGCGGCGGCUGAGCAGCGCGUCGACGGUGAUAAGCUCUCCAGGCUGUUCAAGGCCGCCCCGCAAUUCGAGGUGGACAACAACACGUUCACCCAGUCGCAGAUCAGGGCCACCUUCUACCCCAAGUUUGAGAACGAGAAGUCCGAUCAGGAGACUAGAACCCGGAUGCUUGAGAUGGUGUCGCAUGGUUUAGCUACCUUGGAGGUUACACUCAAGCAUUCAGGAUCUCUUUUCAUGUAUGCUGGCCACCAUGGUGGUGCAUAUGCCAAGAACAGCUUCGGAAAUAUCUACACAGCUGUAGGUGUUUUUGUUCUGGGACGCCUGUUUCGUGAAGCUUGGGGGAAGGAAGCUCCUAGAAUGCAAGAAGAAUUCAAUGAUUUUCUUGAGAAAAAUCGCAUAAGCAUUUCAAUGGAACUUGUGACUGCUGUGUUAGGAGACCAUGGUCAAAGGCCAAAAGAUGAUUAUGCUGUGGUUACUUCUGUGACAGAGUUGAGUCAUGGCAAGCCAAAAUUCUACUCUACUCCAGAGGUAAUUGGGUUUUGUCGGAAAUGGCGUCUACCUACAAACCAUGUCUGGCUAUUUUCUACAAGGAAAUCUGCCUCAUCAUUUUUUGCUGCAUAUGAUGCAUUAUGUGAAGAGGGGACUGCAACACCUGUUUGCAAAGCCCUCGAUGAGAUAGCCGAUGUAUCUGUACCAGGCUCAAAGGAUCAUGUAAGGGUUCAGGGUGAGAUACUUGAAGGUCUGGUUGCCCGUAUUGUUAGCCGUGAAAGUUCAGUGCAAAUAGAAGAAGUCUUGAGAAACUAUCCCCUGCCUCCAUUAGACGGAGCUAACUCUGACUUGGGACCAAGUUUGCGAGCAAUAUGUGCUGCUAAUAGGUCUGAUGAAAAGCAGCAAAUUAAAGCACUUCUUGAAAAUGUUGGAUCUUCAAUGUGUCCAGACCAUUCUGAUUGGUUUGGAUAUAAUGGCCUUGAUUAUCAGUCUCGAAAUGCUGACAGAUCGGUUGUCACUAAGUUUUUACAAGCACAUCCUACAGACUACGCAACUAAGAAACUACAGGAGAUGAUUCGUUUGAUGAAACAGAGGCAUUUCCCUGCAGCUUUUAAAUGUUACUGGAACUAUCACAAAAUUGAUUCUCUAACAAAUGACAACUUAUAUUACAAAAUGGUCAUCCAUGUGCACAGUGAUUCUGUUUUUAGACGUUAUCAGCAAGAGAUGAGGAGAAAUCAAGGGUUGUGGCCACUGUAUAGGGGUUUCUUUGUUGAUGUAAACCUGUUCAAGGCUAAUAAUAUGAAAUCUUCCGUACUUCCGCAUGACAUUGACACCUCACUGAAAGAUAUCAAUGGCGCCUUGGAUUCAAAUCCGUCAGCAAAGGAUGGUCUAGCUGAUGAGGAUUCAAAUCUGAUGGUGAAACUAAAAUUCCUUACAUAUAAGUUACGCACGUUCUUAAUUCGGAAUGGUCUGUCUACACUUUUCAAAGAUGGCCCUUCUGCUUAUAAAACUUACUACCUGAGGCAGAUGAAGAACUGGGGAACAUCAGCAAGUAAACAGAAAGAACUUAGCAAAUUGCUGGAUGAAUGGGCUGUCUAUAUUAGAAGGAAGUAUGGGAAUAAGCCACUUUCAUCCUCAACAUAUCUUAGUGAAGCAGAGCCUUUCCUUGAACAGUAUGCUAAGCGCAGUCCUGAAAAUCAGGCUCUGAUAGGGGCAGCUGGUGACUUGGUUCAGACUGAAAAUUUCUUGGCAAUACUUGAGGCAGAGAGAGAUGAAGAGGGUGAUCUUCAUGCAGAACGUGGUACUACACCAGCUAGUCCUACAUCGACAUCCCUGGAUGUAGUUCCGAAAACUGAGGGUUUGAUUGUCUUCUUUCCUGGUAUACCUGGCUGUGCAAAGUCAGCCCUUUGUAAGGAGAUAUUAAACACUCCUGGUGGACUAGGUGAUAAUCGUCCUCUUCAUAGUUUGAUGGGUGACCUUAUUAAAGGAAGGUACUGGCAAAAAGUUGCUGAUGAACGAAAAAAGAAACCAUUUAGAAUAACCCUUGCUGACAAAAAUGCACCAAAUGAAGAAGUGUGGAGGCAGAUUGAGGAUAUGUGCAGGACAACAAAGGCUGUAGCUGUUCCUGUUGUUCCUGAUUCUGAAGGCACCGAGUCAAAUCCAUUUUCUCUUGAUGCUCUUGCUGUCUUCAUGUUUCGUGUACUUCAACGGGUCAAUCAUCCGGGUAACCUGGAUAAGGCAUCACCAAAUGCUGGCUAUGUUCUGCUAAUGUUUUACAACCUCUAUGAUGGCAAGAGUCGAAGAGAAUUUGACAGUGAACUAUACGAGCGUUUUGGCUCCUUGGUUAAGAUGCCACUAUUAAAGCCAGAUAGAGCCCCGCUGCCUGAUGAAGUGAGAGCUAUUUUAGAUGAAGGGAUUAGCUUGUUCAGACUGCAUCAAAGUAGGCAUGGAAGAGCGGAGCCAUCAAAAGGUGCAUAUGCAAAAGAAUGGGCACAGUGGGAGAAAAGGUUGCGCCAGGUUUUGUUUGCGAACACAGACUAUCUCAACUCUAUCCAGGUUCCAUUUGACUUUGUAGUGAAAGAAGUACUGGAGCAGUUAAAAUCUGUUGCAAAAGGUGAUCUCAGAAUGCCCGAUACUGUGAAGCGAAAGUUUGGCAAUAUUGUCUUUGCUGCUGUUACGUUAACCCCAACAGAUAUAUUGGGCGUUCUCCCAAAGCUAGCAGAGCAUAACGAUGUCAGCAACUUCCUCAACACCACAAAACUGGCAGAUAACCUGAACAAGGCUCAUGUUACCCUUGCCCACAAAAGAGCCCAUGGUGUAGCUGCAGUUUCAAGCUACGGUGUCUACCAGAACCAGCAAGUUCCCGUGAUGUUCAACGCCUUCCUCUUCUCCGACAAGAUGGCCGCCCUUGAGGUGGAUCUCGGGACGGCGAACGGCGAGAAGAUCACUUCCAGAAACGAUUGGCCGCACGCCACCCUGUGGACUGCCCCGGGCGUUGCACCGAAAGAAGCGAACGAGCUGCCGCAGCUCGUUUCGGAAGGGAAGGCAAAGCGGGUGGCAAUAGACCCUCCUAUCACUGUAUCAGGAGUGCUGGAUUUCUACUGACCGACCUCCUCUUUGUUCAUAUUUUCUGGUGUGGACUAGACAUUGAACACAUAAUCAGGAUUCAGGAAAGCGUUUGGUAUCGGUGGCCCUUUUUAACAACCGAUAACGGCGAUAGCUUUGUACAAGGUUCAUCGAGUUUGUGGGCACAUUUUCCUUUUUGUAGAGAUUACAGGAUUGGCCGAGAUGGUGAUGCUGUUACGUUUGAAUUGGUGAAAAAUGAAAUGUAACAAUAUAUUUAGCUGCACAUUCAGUGUCUAGCAUUUAAACAGGUUUUAGUAUUGAUAAAUUACAAAAGCUACGCAUGCUUUUU